UAAAGCAUGCCUUCCUCUGCCGGGAGGACUUGACAAGGUGACUGGGACUGUUGCUCUGCUCUGCUACCAUGAAGACGCUGCUCUUUCUCUCUGUGUUGGCAGCCGUUAGCCUGGCUGCUCUGGCAGAGAAUCAGACCCAAACUCCCAAAACCACCAAGAAGAAGGAAAAAAUCAAGGAGGAGAAGGGCGUUCUCGAGCUGAAAAAAAGCAACUUUGAGCAGGCCCUCAGACAGCAUAAACACCUGCUGGUGAACUUUCACGCCCCCCUGUCUGGAGAGUCACAGAGUCUCUCUCUGGAGUUUGCGAGCGCCGCAGCCCAGCUGAGGAACGAGUCCUCUAAGAUCCGGCUGGGCACCAUCGACGUCUCCAAAGAGAAGGAGCUCACCAAAGAGCUUGGAGUCACAGACUUCCCGGCGCUGCGGUUUUUCAUUUCGGGCGACAGGGAGAACCCUGUAACAUGUCCAGCUUUGAGAUCAGCUUCGGCCAUCGUCACCUGGCUCAAAAGAAGGACCGGCCCCAGUGCGGUGCUGAUAAAGGACGUGGAUCACGCCAAAGCCUUUGUGGAGGAAGCUGAGGUGGUCAUCGUUGGCUUCUUCAAGGAUCUGGAGAAGGGGGAAGUUCAAGUAUUCUAUGAGGCAGCGCAAGAUAUUCCAGACCUGCCCUUUGGAGUCACAAAAAAUAAAAACGUGUUCAGUAAAUAUGACAUCACAAAAAACGCUGUAGUGUUAUUUAAAAAGUCAGAAGAAAAGCCAGUCGCAUAUGAAAUGUCUGGUGAAGUAUCGAGAGACAGUCUGGUGAGGUUUAUAAGGACGUUUGAAAUGGAUCUCGUUACAGAGUACAACAGGGAGACAUCUGGGAAAAUCUUUACUGCCCUGGUGACCAGCCACAUUCUACUGUUCACAAACAAGACAGCAGACGACUUCAGAGAACUCCACGGGGAAUUCCAGAGUGCUGCUGUCGAAUUCAGGGGAAAGGUGCUGUUUGUUUUCGUUGACACUGAUGAAACCAGGAACGGACGGAUUUUUGAAGUUUUCCAUGUUCGUGAAGUGGACACUCCUGCGGUCCGCAUUAUAAACCUGACGGACAACGUGCAGUACCAGAUGCAAGCAGACGAGGUCACUGCGCACAACCUGAGAACCUUCUGCUGGACUUACCUGGAUGGGAAAGCAAAGCCCAAGCUGGACAGCGAACCCAUUCCUGAAAACUGGGACAAGGGCCCCGUGAAGGAGCUGGUCGGGAUGAACUUCGAGAGAGUCGUUUUCAAUGAGGACCGGAACGUUUUUGUCAUGUUCUAUGCUCCGUGGUCUGCAGCCUGCAAGGAGCUGCUGUCUGUGUGGGAGCAGCUGGGGAAGGUGUUUGAGGAUCACGCCAGCGUGGUCAUUGGUAAGAUCGACAGCACUGCCAACGACGUGCACACCGUCCUGCUGGAGCGCCACCCUGCGUUCACCUUCUUCCCCGCGACGUCAUUCCAAAGGAUUGUCACCUACACCGGUGAAAGGACGUUGGAAGCCUUCGUUCAGUUUGUUGAAAACCAGGUGGAAUUAGCGAAGGAAGAGAAGGCAAAGGAAGAUGAAGAAAAGAGAAAACAAGCAAUCGAAGAGUCAGAAGGGAAAGAGAAAGAAGAGCUUUAACCAAUUUAAAGGAGGGCAGCCUACAAAACUUUUUGAGAAUAAAGGCUUUUAUUGCAAAGAUCCAAA
Messenger RNA from Acipenser ruthenus (sterlet), 1697 nucleotides. RefSeq lists its product as uncharacterized. Bases 69 to 1631 code for a protein of 520 amino acids. Gene Ontology annotation, biological process: protein folding; response to endoplasmic reticulum stress. Lineage: Eukaryota; Metazoa; Chordata; Actinopteri; Acipenseriformes; Acipenseridae. Gene Ontology annotation, cellular component: endoplasmic reticulum. The transcript has 11 exons. Gene Ontology annotation, molecular function: protein disulfide isomerase activity. The record is from RefSeq and is a predicted model, not a curated record.